Penicillium griseofulvum is the source of this 1902-nucleotide messenger RNA. Its product is annotated as Zn(II)2Cys6 transcription factor. The transcript has 2 exons. Gene Ontology annotation, molecular function: DNA binding; zinc ion binding; DNA-binding transcription factor activity, RNA polymerase II-specific. Bases 1 to 1902 code for a protein of 633 amino acids. The record is from RefSeq and is a predicted model, not a curated record. Gene Ontology annotation, biological process: regulation of DNA-templated transcription; DNA-templated transcription. NCBI's taxonomy places the organism in Eukaryota, Fungi, Ascomycota, Eurotiomycetes, Eurotiales, Aspergillaceae.
AUGUACCAACGCCGGUACAACGUAGAGCGAUCAUGUAUACGCUGCCACGCGCACAAGAUCAAGUGCGACAAGGGCGCACCAUGCGGUAACUGCAUGCGAAAGAACAUGACCUGCCAGUAUCCAGGUCCAGGCCGAGUCAAGCGCCAACCGCCGAAGAAAAGCACAACGAAUAUUGCAUUACAGUUGGAGAAGCUUGAACAGUCCAUCGCGACGAUAAUAAACGAACGGCCGAAUAGCCUGGACAAUCAAACCCAAGGCCCGAGUACAAGCUCACCAGCCCCGAAUGACCGAUCCGACUAUAAGUCACCAUCAAGCAAUUCAGCUGCAGCAGACCAGGGGUUUCUCGGCAAAGACGGUCGGUAUAUCAACGAGCCUCUUCUCUCACAGGUUCUGGAGAAAGAGAAAGAGCUGCAGUCCGCAAUUGGGUCACCUGUUGAUGCAAGGAGUCCGCGUCGACCACCUGUAUUAAGGGCAGAUGGCCUCUUCUCGAACCCGCUCUUGGGCGAGAUUGACGCCCGAAAGCUAUUUCCGAGUCGUUGGCAGGCAGUUUCGCUCUGGGAGGCAUUUAUCAAUCGUGUAGAUCCCUUGAUAAAGGUCAUUCAUGUUCCAACGGCGCAAUCACGCAUCUUUGCUGCUAUUAAUCGACCUGAGAGUGUGGGUGCUGAUGUACGUGCUUUGCUCUGUGCGAUUUGCUUUGCCGCUACAACAACCUUGCUUUCGGAGGAUACUCAGAAUGAAGUCUUGUUUGCCGAUUUGCGACGGUUUCAGCAAGGCUUGGAAUUGUCUUUAUAUCACUCCGACUUUUUGGAUGCUCCGACCCUUACUUCCUUGCAAGCGAUGGUUAUAUAUCAGUCAUGCUUUCGAUUUAGCAAUAGCGGCCGAUCUGGCUGGACAUUACAUGGCGUAACUAUCCGAGCCGCGCAAUCAAUUGGCCUCCAGCGCGACGGAAAAUACCUCAAACUGCCACAGUUAGAAUGCGAGCUACGCCGACGAACCUGGUGGCAUAUCCAAUCGGCCGAUAUCCGAGUGGCAGAAGACCAUGGGCUCAGCGUUCCGGACAACGACCACGGCGACACAGACGUCCCACUGAAUAUCGACGACCAAAGCAUAUCAGAGACGAAGAUCGCUUCAGCCGUAUCACAGAACCAAUGGACCGAGAUGACCUUCUCUCUAAUCCCAAUAGAAAUUAAUAGGGGACGGCCAGCUUUACUUCGAAGUUUAGUGGGAGCAUCUGACCCAGACCGACUCAUCGCCGAAUUCAAAGGCGCAAUAGAGGAGAAAUACCUGCGCCACAGCGACCCAGAUAUUCCGAUCCAACGCUUCGGAUUCCUCCUGGGAUGGAUUCUGCUCACAAAGACCGAAGUAUGCAUUCGACAGAAACAGCUACAGUCACAAGGACCGGCGGCAUCCUCACUCGACCACAACCUUGUUCAAAAUACACUGGCACAAGCUUGUAUUGGAAUGGAAAUGCAAUUCGAGAUGCUCACCAAUGAGUUACUCCACGGGUUCCGCUGGCUCAUGAUGACUUUCACGCAGUAUCAUCUCCUCACAUUCAUUCUCUGGAGUUUGUGUGCAUAUCCCACCGGCCCACAUGUUGAACGAGCCUGGCGCAUUAUCGAUAUGCAGUUUGAUAUCAUUAAUAAUCCCUCUUGGCCGGACCCGGGACCUAAGUGGCCGAUGAUUGUGCAGUUGCGGGAUAAGGCGCGGCGGAUUCGUCAGGCGCUUGAUUCUGUUGAGCAGGGUCAGCAAAUUGUACACGAAAGUCGCCUUAUAUAUGGUGAUGGGCUCCGGAUUGGGAACUCUCAACUUGAGGCAGGCUUUGAUAUUGAUAGUUGGGAUCCAAAUUUUGUUGACUUUUCGGAUUGGAACAACCUGGCCCAGAGUCUUUCUCUCUUGGGUUGA